Molecule: messenger RNA, 737 nt
Organism: Cokeromyces recurvatus
Lineage: Eukaryota; Fungi; Mucoromycota; Mucoromycetes; Mucorales; Mucoraceae
Product: signal transduction histidine kinase
Exons: 2
Coding region: 347-730 (127 amino acids)
Biological process (GO): phosphorylation; phosphorelay signal transduction system
Cellular component (GO): nucleus; cytoplasm
Molecular function (GO): protein histidine kinase binding; histidine phosphotransfer kinase activity
Source: RefSeq, a predicted model, not a curated record
UUUCUUUUCCUUUUCCUUUUCUCUCUUUUUUUUUUUCCUUCUUUUUCUUUUACAUAAAAUUUAUAGUUCUAAUAUAAUGACAAGUCGCGAAAAUUCCCCUGAUAUAACUACAUCUAAAGAAGCAGAGAAGGAAUUAAAGGUUUCUAUAUUUAUGAAAUGUUGUAUGUAUUAUAGGUACUGACAAAAGUAUUAAAAGUCUGCUAGUAAUAUAUCAUCAUCAACAACAACAACUACGACUACCACUACUACUACUACAGCAUCAUCAUCAUCACCUGAUUUGACACAUACAGACUUGGGAAAUAUAGAGGAUAAUGAUAAAGUUGUAAAUCCUGAUGAUCUUAUUGAUAUGAAUACAUUUGAACAAUUAUUGGAUAUGGACGAUGAAGAUGACCAUGAAUUUUCAUAUAGUAUUGUGAAUAAUUAUUUUGAACAAGCAGAGGGAACAUUUAAAGAUAUGGAUGAAGCAUUAGAAAAGAAGAAUUUGAAAGAAUUGUCUAGAUUGGGUCAUUUUUUAAAAGGUAGUUCAGCUGCUAUAGGCUUAAAAAAAGUAAAGGCAACAUGCGAAAAGAUUCAAAAUAUUGGUAACUGUCAAGAUGAAGAAGGUGCAGGUGCGAUUGAUGAAGAAGAAGCUUUAAAACGCAUUACUCCUUUAUUACCACAAGUUAAAAUUGAAUAUUCAGAAGCUGAAGAAUAUUUAAAGAACUUUUAUGAAGAUCAAGAUUCACGAUAAAUAACAC